GCAUUUUACGGCAUCGCUUGAUUGUCAAUCAAUACUUUGUGUGAUUGUCACUUUUGUCUGUUGCAGCGUAGAUAUUCACGUCAGUUUUUCGAACCAGAUUUGAUUGAUUGCGCACUGAUUUUUAUGAUCCCCAUUUAUUAUCCCCGAAUUGGGAGGUUCUAGCGAUUUAGAGCGGUGUCACUUCCGAAUACAUGACUGUAUAAGAAUCCGAGAGUGGAAAAAUUAUAAUAAAACUGCCGAUGACUAAUCAAGUCAACUUUCCUUCUGUUGUGAGUCCAAUGUUAACGAUAUCAUUAGCUGAAAAAAGUGAACGCAUUUCGGAGUAAACGAUGCCUCCCCCACUGAAGCAUCGUGAGCGAACGCUUGACAUUGUGGAACAAGAAGUGGAUAUUCCAGAGUUUGAUAAAAAACCGGCUUUCAUUCACGUCUUGCUGCUCAAUAAAACUCUUCGCCUGUUUAUCAUUUUGGGCAUAGCGACGGUUGUGAUUCCGGCCCUUGCAUAUCUUUAUUUUUUCUCACAAGAAAUUUUCCACGAACCCAAGCAGGCAAUCGUGGGAACCUGUGGUCACCCAACACUGUACCAUAUUCAAUGUGGGUUUGCUAACAUAUCUCAGGAUCAGUGUCAUAACUUAGGAUGUUGUUACACCAGCUACACUUGCUAUCACUCCCUUCCAUCGGAGUACCAGUAUCGGUGCGAAAGUGACUGGCACAACGGUGUUUCUCUUACACCCACCCGAAAUUUGACCCCGUACGAUAAAGACCCACUCCAAAAAAUUCAAAUUCACCUGAACAUCGUUCAACAAACCCGACUGCAACUCACGCUGGUUGCAGUCCCUCAGGAUACAGCCCAGCAUCAGAUCAACGCUGAAACAAUUAACACUGUUGAGACUGAUGAACUGGAGGCUCGUAUCUACAGUCCAACCUUUUUCAUCGAAGUUCAAAGAAAACAAAACAAGGAAAUUAUUUUUUCGACCGCGCGUGGGCCUCUCAUUGUGACGAAAGAUUUCUUCGAAUGGACACUACAUCUUGGCGUCGACAUUCUCUUUGGAUUGGGCGAAGCGAUGCUUGUUCCAGGCAAGAAGUAUCUGCUGCUGAAUAAUCAAAAUGUAUCCGCCAUUCCCGUUGUGAUGGGUUAUAAUAUCAAGACCAACCAAUUCAACGGAAUUAUUUUCAGCACUCCCGGUCUCACUGAGGUGGAAAUCGUUCGAUCACGUCUGGUGAUCGUGCGUAGUCAGUUUACCGAUCAAUUUCAGCUGGAAAUUCUAUCCGGGCCUGGUCCGACCGAUUUGCAUCGACAGCUGAAAGCAAUCACCCAAAAUCAAUACCUGCCACCGUUUUGGUCCUACGGAGUUCAUGUUUGUGAUCAAUCUCGCAACACCAGUUUGAAAACCAUAAGAAAAGAAAUCGAAAGCAUGCUUGCCAGUGGAAUCAUAUUAGACUCACAAUGCGUCAACGAUGAUCUUUUCUGGUUAUCGAAUCACAUGGUGGUUACCAAUGAGUUGGCGGAGAUUUUGCACUUCCUAGCCAACAAUGGCAAGCGAUUCAUUGCUUCCGUAGUGAUGGUUCUUGAACCAAUAGCCAACUCUAUCUAUAAUAGUGCCAAAAGUAGUGGAUUGCUAUUGAGAAACGCUCAAACCAUUGUGUCCUACCGGGGUAUAGUCCGUAAUCGAACGGUAGUUUACGUUGACUGGAGAACGAACAGACACGAACUGUCUACUUGGCUGUCAAAGACUUGGAUGAAUGCAGCCAAUCUCAAUGCCUCCGGAUACAGUUUAUGUGAAGGAGCUCUCCGAGAUGAUGGAAACAAAACAUUUCCUACGCGAAGUCAACUAACGUAUCUACCGGAGAAUCUCAACAAUUCACUCAACGAUUUGAUUCGUUGGGACACAAAACUUUCCGACAGUAUGGAAGCGGCUAUCAAGAGUCAGAAUAAAUUCGGUCCGGAAAUGGUGCGGGCUGUUCAGCGAGAAACACAUCGUGAUACAUUUAUAACGACUGGAACGUAUGACAUCGAAACGAAGGCCGCGAUUUUGGCUCAAAACGUCUCGGCGUCGUGGAUUUCGCUGCGUAAUGAGGUCAACCGAGCUAUUGGGUUGUCCUUGGUGGGCAUGAAUUUCAUCGGAACUCCAAUUUGCGGCAACGCGGGAGACAACGUGACCGAGGAAUUGUGCAUUCGAUGGUACCAAUUCGGAUCGCUUCUACCGCUGUUCAAAGUUUCAGCCGAUCGAAUGCCAAAUCGGUUCAGUAAAUUCGCCGAACGUAUUAUGCAAUCCGCCAUAAGGAAGCGAUUCGCGCUUCUGGAGUAUUUCAACAGCCUGAUCGUUACCGAUUCGGCCUAUCUAAGGCCAAUGUUCUAUCACUACGAAGAGGCAAGGAACUAUACGGUCGAGCUGUGGGAGCAGUUUAUGGUUGGAGAUUCGUUGUUGGUGGCUCCCGUACUCCUGCCACAAAUGGCACAAAUUGACAUCUACUUUCCGGAAACGUUCUAUGAAUUAUGGUCUGGCGAAAAGUUGCCUACAAACGAUGUGUUACACUAUGCUGUUGUUGAGUCCGAUUUGCCACUGUUCGUUAGACCGGGAUAUGUCGUAGGUUUGAGAGAGAUUUCAGAUGAGGUUACCGGGGUAGAUCAGGUACGAUUGCAGUUGAUGUUCCUUAUUGGGGCAUUCAUGUGCAACGCUCGUAAAACCCGCUGUGAAUCGACAGGACGUAUUGUGUUUGCAGAGGGAUUCAAUAUGAGUUUUGCCGUGAGAUUGGAAGAGGAACUCACAAUCCGAAUUCAAGUGCACGUAUCCAGUGACAAAUUUUACGAUAUGGCAUGUUCUCCAACUGACAGGAGCCUUUCGGCAGAGAUUUCGUACGUUCAGCUCUACGGCCACCCUAAUAACACAGAAACAAUAGCUGAACGGAUUGAUUUCGACAUGUGUCGAAUGGAUGUGGGGGAAUAUGAGAAAGUUUAUCAAUUUCCCAAUAAACAUAAUAUAAAUAUGAGUGAAAGAUAAAUUUUAUGUAUGUAGAGGUAUACACUUUAAUACGUAAUGACAUAACUGUAUUAUGUGGCAAUAAAGCGAUUCUUUCAGCAAUUACGUCAAUACAAUUUUAAUGAGAGGAUCAUCGUUCGUUUUCUGUCUUCGAUGGCUCGAAAAAUUUCUAGAAGAACUUCUCCGUUUCAACGAAGUAUUACUUGCGUCAUUUUUCUUAGUAUUUGGGUGAGAUUUGUAUGCCAAAUAACAAGCCUCAACUGUGUUCAGAAUGACAGAAUCGAAAAAAUACGUGUACCAGUGC
Toxorhynchites rutilus septentrionalis is the source of this 3282-nucleotide messenger RNA. Its product is annotated as lysosomal alpha-glucosidase-like. The record is from RefSeq and is a predicted model, not a curated record. Gene Ontology annotation, molecular function: carbohydrate binding; alpha-glucosidase activity. The transcript is spliced from 4 exons. Gene Ontology annotation, biological process: carbohydrate metabolic process; N-glycan processing. Lineage: Eukaryota; Metazoa; Arthropoda; Insecta; Diptera; Culicidae. The coding region runs from base 330 to 2999 and encodes 889 amino acids.